UGGCGCAGCCAGGCCAGGCGCUAGCGGCUGGAGGAGGAGCUGCGGCCGUAGCCACCGGGUAGGUCAGCACCGCGGGAAGCUGCCGACGACCGCGCGGGCUGUUGCUGGUCCCCGCGUGGAAGAGGCGCGGGCGGCCCGGAGUCAUGGAGCCUAGUGACGCGGUGCACCCUGGUCCAGGGAGGGCUGUGUGGGCGCUGUCGCCUCGGCUGCUGCUGCUGCCACUGUUGCCGGUGCUGCUGGGUCGGGGGCUGCGGGCCGGGGCCGCGGCCUCCUCCUCUGGGGCGGCGGCCGAGGACAGCAGCGCCAUGGAGGAGCUCGCCACCGAGAAGGAGGCGGAGGAGAGCCACCGGCAGGACAGUGUGAGCCUGCUCACCUUCAUCCUGCUGCUCACCCUCACCAUCCUCACCAUCUGGCUCUUCAAGCACCGCCGGGUGCGCUUCCUGCACGAGACCGGGCUGGCCAUGAUCUAUGGGCUCAUUGUUGGAGUGAUCCUGAGGUAUGGCACCCCUGCUACCAGUGGUCAUGACAAGUCACUCAGCUGUACUCAGGAAGACAGAGCCUUCAGCACCUUGUUAGUGAAUGUCAGCGGGAAGUUCUUUGAGUACACUCUGAAAGGAGAAAUCAGCCCUGGCAAGAUCAACAGCGUGGAGCAGAACGACAUGCUGCGGAAGGUAACAUUUGAUCCAGAAGUAUUUUUCAACAUUCUGCUGCCUCCAAUUAUUUUCCAUGCUGGAUACAGUUUAAAGAAGAGACACUUUUUCAGAAAUCUUGGAUCGAUUCUGGCCUAUGCCUUCUUGGGGACAGCUGUUUCUUGCUUCAUUAUUGGAAAUCUUAUGUAUGGCGUGGUGAAACUCAUGAAGAUUGUGGGCCAGCUCUCAGAUAAAUUUUACUACACAGAUUGUCUCUUUUUUGGAGCAAUUAUCUCUGCCACUGAUCCAGUGACCGUGUUGGCAAUCUUUAAUGAACUGCAUGCAGAUGUGGAUCUUUAUGCUCUUCUGUUUGGAGAGAGUGUCCUGAAUGAUGCUGUUGCCAUUGUGCUGUCCUCGUCCAUUGUUGCCUAUCAGCCAGCAGGACUAAAUACCCACGCUUUUGACGCUGCUGCCUUUUUUAAGUCAGUUGGCAUUUUUCUAGGCAUAUUUAGUGGCUCUUUUACCAUGGGAGCUGUAACUGGUGUUGUGACUGCUCUAGUGACCAAGUUUACUAAGCUGCACUGCUUCCCCCUGCUGGAGACAGCGCUUUUCUUCCUGAUGUCCUGGAGCACGUUUCUUUUGGCUGAAGCCUGUGGAUUUACAGGUGUUGUAGCUGUCCUUUUCUGUGGGAUUACACAAGCUCAUUAUACAUAUAACAAUCUGUCAGUGGAAUCAAGAAGUCGAAGCAAGCAGCUUUUCGAGGUGUUACACUUUCUGGCAGAGAACUUCAUCUUCUCCUACAUGGGCCUGGCACUGUUCACCUUCCAGAAGCAUGUUUUCAGCCCCAUUUUCAUCAUUGGUGCUUUUGUUGCCAUUUUCUUGGGCAGAGCUGCACAUAUCUACCCACUCUCCUUCUUCCUCAACUUGGGCAGAAGGCAUAAGAUUGGCUGGAAUUUCCAACACAUGAUGAUGUUUUCAGGCCUGAGGGGAGCGAUGGCAUUUGCACUUGCCAUCCGUGACACGGCAUCCUACGCCCGCCAGAUGAUGUUCACAACCACACUACUCAUCGUCUUCUUCACUGUCUGGGUCAUUGGUGGAGGCACGACGCCCAUGUUGUCAUGGCUCAAUAUAAGAGUUGGUGUGGAGGAGCUCUCUGAAGAGGACCAGAAUGAGCACCGCUGGCAGUACUUCAGAGUUGGUGUUGAUCCAGAUCAAGACCCACCACCUAACAAUGACAGCUUUCAAGUCUUACAAGGGGAUGGUCUGGAUUCUGUUGGAGGAAGCCGGACAAAGCAGGAAAGUGCAUGGAUAUUCAGGCUAUGGUACAGCUUUGAUCACAAUUACUUGAAGCCCAUCCUCACCCACAGUGGUCCCCCAUUAACCACCACUCUCCCAGCCUGGUGUGGCUUGCUUGCUCGAUGUCUGACCAGUCCCCAGGUGUAUGAUAACCAAGAGCCGCUGAGAGAAGAUGACUCUGAUUUCAUCCUGACGGAGGGUGACCUCACCUUGACCUAUGGAGACAGCACGGUGACUGCAAACGGCUCCUCGAGCUCCUACACAGCCUCCACAAGUCUUGAAGGUGGUCGGAGAGUGAAAACCAGCUCUGAGGAAGUGCUUGAGCGAGACCUGGGAGUGAGCGAUCAGAAGGUUUCCAGCCGGGGCACCCCCCUUGUAUUUCCACUGCAGGAAAAUGCAUGACUUCCCCCAAAGUCCUGAAGGAUCAGGGAGGCUCUCGUGAGGAUGAGAAUGGUCAAAUGCCCCAGUGUGUUUGAGGUGUGGCAUUGACUGGGUUAAACUAAUGCUUCUGUUUCAUCGGACCUGGAAACUAUCGUCACGGAAAACUUAACCCAAGACUCAGAUGGUGAAGCUAAAGUGUCUCUAAAUUAAGACAAAUGCAAACCUAUUCCCACUUUCCCACGGUAGUAUGCUGUUUCAGAGUUACACAACAAUAGCAUGCUUGCAAUGGUUUCUCACUUCAUCUGCCUGCAGCAUCUGACUGUGGUGGGGCAGACAAGUGGCUUCAACUCUGUGCUGUAGUGCCAGUCCAGCUGGCUUAAGGAACAUCAAGUUGGGAGGACAAGUUAGACAAAAGACAGUGACGAAAGGAAACUGAAAUCAGAAUGCCAAUGGUGCCAGAUGCUGGUGUCACACCAGCCAAUAGAGCCCCUGGCUCUGAAGACUUAGACAACUGCAUCCUCCCGUCAGAGUCCUAGCUGUGCUAUCUGUGUUGCUCCUAGACUGAAUGUUAGAAAGCGUGGCCAUAGGUUGGGCAUUAGCUCAGUGCUAGACUGCUAGAGUGCUUGCCUACAAUGUACAAGACCCUGGGUUCCAUCCCCAGCACUGCAAAAAGUGUGUGCGUGGAUUUCCAAGAACAUUUCAAUAUGGGGAAAAGAAGUCUAGUUCCUUCUCUGGAAAUCUCUAUAAAAGAGUUACUGAAGUGUUUAAAACCAAAGGCAAAUCAUGUUCUGUUGUUGUUUUUUAAUUAAUCUGAGGACAGGAGGUAUUGAGAAACUGCUGUUGAUACCACUGCAACACUCACUUGACAUUGGAGGCUAUUAUGUGAGCCCACUGACAGAAGGUAACUGGUAGUCUGAGGUGUAUCUACCACAGGGUUUUAAGAUAACAUGGAUAGGGGCUGGAGAGAUGGCUCAGUGGUUAAGAGCACUGGCUGCCCUUCCAGAGGACCCAUGUUCAAUUCCCAGCACCCACAUGGCAGCUCACAACUGUCUAUAGCUCCAGGUCCAGGGUAACUGACACCCCCACACCAAUGCACAUAAAAUAAAAAUUAAAUAAAUUGUAAAAAAAGAUAACAUGGGUAUUGCUAUUAUCUAGGGAAGAGAAAGCAGGAAUAAGUGGAAAAAGCCACAGACUAUGGUUAGGGGAAAGAGAUUUCAAUGUAAAAGAAAAACCUGCAAUGAAAAAGUAGAACUCUUUAUUUUUAUUUUACAUCUUUAGGACAAAAACGCCAACAUGUAUAAAAUUACUUUCCCAUUGAUAUUCCUAUUUUCAUCACCUAGAAAAUGAAAAUCAUUUUGAUGCUUUUAUUUCCAUCUGAACUUUUGUUACUAAAAAAAUAUAUAUCCAAAGCCCUGGAAAUGAUUUAGCUUUUCUGCUCUUCCAGGGAAGACAGGGAAGUCCCAAAAAAACAAAUCAGACUUCUUAAAACUAUUAGAUGACUGACAUUCUGACCUCUGACCAUACUUUCUUUUGUGAAAUUUGAUAGCUCCAGGAAUCAAAGAUGACUUAUCUCCUUGUGUGUGAGACUUGGUGAUGGUCAAGUAACAUCCCCUGUAGCAACCUUCUUGUGGUCCAGGACUUGUUGCCAUGCUCCACUUAUGAGUUCUGAACCUUUUCUUCCAGCCUGACUUGGUUUACUUUCUUCAGCAGUUACCUUGGCAUAUUUAUCUAUGUUCAGAUAUAUAGGAUCAUGUCUGCCUAAGUGUGAAGUAGAAGGUAAAGCAGGGCAAACUGGAGAACUUCUGGACAUGCUACGAGGCUUGCUAUGUGUGGCCGAUGAACCUGCCCAAAGACUGUCAGAUCAAUUAGAACUUCUCCAGAAGGCACUACAGAGCUGCACAUCUCCCGAGCUAUAGUGGUCAAAGGUCUUCCUAUUUAAAAAGUGUUGCUUUAACCAACUGACUCUUUCUUCAUGGGUUGCCUUUUCCUCCAGUCCCAGAUGAAAACUGGCUUCUGCAAAGCUGCUUUGCCUGAAAAUUCUUUUUAUGGUGGUGAAGUGGUACCAGCAUCACAUGCAGUGGUAAGCAGCUGCUGGAAAUGCUGUUCUUUUGAUUGUUUCUUUACAUUGCUGAAUUUGUAGCUCCAGCUUCUUGAAAGUUCACAGUCUUGUAAUGAGGUAACUUCUUCACCAUUUAAAUCUUCUCAGUGUAUCUUGUGUGACUUGGUCAUCAGUUUUCUUUGUGACAUCGUUAUCCUCCACUGCUCUCUUGUGUUGUUUUUAAGCUGCUCACUUGAGGCUUUGCAGAGAAGGACCCACAUGCUUGCCCAGGUCAGCGCCCCAGUGUGAUGAUCGCACUGAGGUAACAAUUCCUGUGCCAUCUGCCAUUUCUCUGUGUUUCCUUUUGGGGGAAGAAAUUCAGCAUUUUCCAUUAGAAUUUGUUCCUGAUGAUCAACUUAUAACCAUUCAAGUGAAUAGUUUCUUCUUUGUUCCUGGCUUCUGUUUUGCCCAUUCUCUGGGAGCCUAUGUUUACAUCAGCUCUCCUUGCAGAAUUUAUAAUGGCUGUGGUUGGUUUUCAUUCUUUCUGUUCAUAGCAAGUUGAUGAGGACAGGCCUUUCUAUAUUCAUGCUCUUGUUCCUUUCGUGUCAUGGCUGUACUGAGUAGCUUAGCCUGCAACAUUAAGUUGUGAAUUUUGUACCUCCUCUUUCUCGUUUUUCAGUAGAUUCUUGUUCUUGCAUCAUAAGCCCCUUUCUCCUGAAGUCUAGACUUCUCUCUUGGAGCAUUCUAGUUGCUCUCUGAGUUGCUUAGCAGGCCUGCAGAGGGCCCAUAGCACUUCCCAGUUUCAAAUUCUUUGUUUUCCCAUUUUCCUAAACUGCAAGUUUCCUCCUGUGAAGUAUAAGUAGCUCACCCAGAGGGUUUAAAAUAGAAACCAUACUUAAUUCUUUCUUUGUCUUUUUACUCUUGCAUUCUUCAUAUAAUGAAUGAAAACUAAAAGUAGUCAACUCUUGGUCAAGACAUGGAACAUUUUAGUCAAUACUCUCUUCUGUGCAUAUGUGGUGAGAAAAGCAUUUGCCGCUCAGAAUAAAUUUGAUUGAGACAUCAUUAUUUUUGAGGUAUAUUGAGAGAUAAUUCUGCUUUCUACCAUGUGACCUGGAACUAUCCCAUUCAUCCAGUUUCCAGUCAGGGUACCCGAGAAACAGAUUACAGCAAUGAAAGUCUUAGAACAGCUGCUGUCAUCCAAACAUCUUCAUCAAGGCAGCACAGGCACCAAAGGAAACAGGAAGGAGCUGUCUGCUCCUGCACUGUAGACUCCCUGUUUACUCAGUGCAGCCAGCUGUGCUCCACAGCAGUCUUAAGACUUAGACAGAACUUGAGACAUUGAACUGAUGCACACAUGCAGUAUUAGUGGCUGCAUGAGGAACAGAAACAAAGUCAUGGAACAUAACCCAGUAGAAAAUUCUGUCUUCUAUAAAUUUAGGAAUUCAUGUGUCUCUUGACAACUGAGUGCUAUGCAAAGGGAUGUCGUUUUCUUGGUGCAGAGGCUGCUGCACCAGCUUAAUAUGGACAAGGUUUGAAAUGUAAAGUAGUGUUAGAAGUUUUGGUAACACAAUUUCUAAAAGAUAUUUUAUAACAUGGUAUUUUUCUCCUCACUGCAUACAAAAUAAUGCCCACAAGCACUAGGACAUCAAUAAUGACAUCACCUAUUUAACCAACUUAACAUCCUAGUGUUAGCAUAGUCCUGUUGUGUUCCUCUUAAAGGGUCUUAUAAUCUUCAUUGUUUUGAAACAUGGCAUUGAUCUUAGCUUGCAAAAUGUGGAGACUCACCCUGACUUCUGAGGAGUUCUCAAAGAUGAAGCUACCUGUAGAAGUGCUUCCACAUUAAAGUGUUGUGCCCAGGUUGCAUGAAGAAAAUUCAGGGUGCCACAAGACUUAGAAGCUGCCUGCUUCAAAGCCAGCUAUCUGGAAACCAGAUUGGAAUUGCUGAGUAAUGGUGAGGUUUGUGUGAGAAAAUAAUUCAAGUCAUCUUUCAAACCUGUUCACUCUGAGUUGAGGGAGAUAAUAUCUCUGAGGACUGGAAUCUUCUAGAUCAGACAUUCUGAAUCCAGAUUGCAUAUUACCUUUGUCUGGCUUAGCUAUAGAGCACUUCCUAGCAUGCCAAGGCCCUGGGUUCUAUUCCCAAGCACUAAGAUAAAAAUGCCAGUUAAAGGUGUGGUACCCUCAAGAUCUGGAUUCUUCAGCUUCCGGGUAGGGUCUGGCAUGUGGGGUUUGUUUGGAAACUUCCAGGAUUUCCUGUGUGCAGAAGGGUUGAGAGGCUUUUGGAUAAAGCGUAUAAGGAGCCCUUUGGAAGCUUAGGUCAUUCAAAGGAUGUUUGUUUAGUAACUGUUAGUGAUCAAAAGAAAACUGAUUACAAAUGCAGACUAGGCCACCAUAAAACUUUCAUGCUCAUUUUGCAGAAUUUAAGGUUGUCUCCCAUAUGAAAAUAGAGACUUGAAGGAGAGAGGAGGGUGACUUGAGGAUAUGCAUAGAAGAAUUUCAAACUUAAGUCAUCUUUAUUCCUACUUGUGGGUGGGGGAGGGAGCUUUUGUCUGAGCUGCUGAGUAGUCCAACACAAAGGCUUCUGGGAAGUUGUCCUUUCAGCUCAAUGUGGAAUUAAAUUAAUAGUCCCUUUUGGUGGUCAAACUUUGUCUUGUUAGUCCACAUGCCUUUUUCAAUGGAGUAAGGGUAGAGCCAUUACUGUCAGCAGCAUAGGGAAGGUUGUGUUCACUCUGUUGACACAAGUCAGCAGUGGUACAGCUCUGAGAUAAGAUCAAACCCACUCAUUCCUUUUCAUAAUGCUCCUAGGAACUACCUAGGAAGCCUAAGCUUUCCUGGAAAAGGUAUUCUGGCUCUUAAAGAAGGUUGUGUUUCUUCCUAGCAACACCAUAGAAAGACCAUACCAACUCCAAUCAUCUAGGGUAGAGUGAUAAUGAUGCCUUGCACCCAAACAAAUCAUGCUAUGUUACCAAAUGUCUCAUCAGGCAAACAGUAAGGAGCACCCUGGGUUGAAUCCUCGAGAUCUCCAAAUGCCUUGUGAUUCCAUAGAAAAAUAAUGUCUCUUUUGAGAGAAAAGAAAAAGUUAUCUCAUUUUAUGUGAGCAAUUCCAUUUAUAGCAAAGACCAGUUCCUUCGAAAACAAAUGUCUACUUCACAUUGCUCCUCCACAGUAUUUCCCUUCCUUGUCUCCAGUAGAAGUGAAUGUAAUCAUGUCAGAUACUCAGUGCGAACCAUUGGUUCCCCGAGCAGGAACACCACUGAGAUCAGAGGACAAUGGAGCAAAUCAUCAGAGAUGCAGACCAUCCACUGUAACUUCCUCAUUCCCGUAUGAGAUCUAAGAGAACUAAAAGUAGCCCAGAGCUGAUGUCAGCAUCCAUCUAAAAUGUCAUCUGCAGGGAGGGUUGCUGGGGUGGCAGCUUGCUGACUCUUAAGUUGGGGCAGACCCUCUCCUGUGUGUUAAGUUGAAGUCUUCUCUUGUUUUUUAAGGGAGACUGGUUUGCUGGCAUCAGCUUCUGUGUUCUGAGGCAGUAAGUUGAAUGAACCUAGUGGCCAAGAGUUUACUUUAGAAACAACAUAUCUGAAUGCUGCUUUUACCUGUUUGAUACCUAAAAUGACCAUACCCCUUUCAAAACCUAGUUUGAACAAUCUGUAGAGAAGUAUCAUAGGAAUGAGUGUGCUGAUGUCAAACCAAAAAAGCAUUCCUUGACAAUUCUUUCAAAACAGGACCUAAAGACAAACUUUUUCCUGCUUUCAUAAACAUUUGUCAAAUUAUCACCAAGUGCUGGAAAAUUAUAAAGAGCAAAAUUAAAGUUUGUAAUGUUCAUUUUAUUUUCUUAAGCAGGGUAUGUUAUAACUGUGGCCACUGAAGCCUUGGGGAGCACUAAAAGGAGGGUCUCUCUGUUGUGCUGCUUUUUGAAAUGGCCUAAAGUGGGUGUGAAAACACACAGCACAGGCCAUCAUCUUCUCACACCACCAUUAAAAGGGCAGAAGAGAAUGUCUUAAGGUCCUGGUCAGCCUUCAACUUUUGGCCAAUGGAAAAUUUGUCUCGCUGUAUAUGCUGAAGAAACUGACUGAAAAAGAAGCGAAUAGCACAAAGCAUUGCAGGUUCACUGUUGAAAGCACCUUCAGAAAGUGACAUCCUGGUGAUCAUGGCUAGGUACCUGCAGGGAGUUUGGGGCUGCUUAAGUUAUGACGGUUCUACUUGCAAGCCUUGGAGGAACAGACGAUGCUUUCAAGUUUUAUGGGUAUUCAAUGUGUGGAUGUAAAAGUUAGUACUGAAAGCACUUAUUUAAAGUAUAACCUCACAGUAGGGUCAUUUCUUCCUAGGUUUUUUUUUCUUUUUUAACAUGAUCCACUUGAUCCUUCUUUUGGCAUGUUUUACUAUUCCCACUAAGAUAAUGAAAUGUGAAGACCAUGAAGAUUCACUGACUACCUGGAAAGCAAGUUUUGAAGCAGAAUAGGGAGAAUUUAACAUGCAAUGUUGGGACUUUCUGGUGACCAUUUUAUAGAGAGCCAACAGUAUAUUUGGGGAGAAUUUUAUAGAAAAGACAUCAAAAUGUGUUUUAACUGUGAAAAUUAAAGACUUGGAAUUAUCUUCAACCUUUAUGUGCAAUAAGGAAAACAGCAGUAGGAACCCUAAAGUGCGCCCCCCUCCUCCCCCGUCUUCCCCCUCCCUCACCUUUUACUUAAUGUUCGCCUUUGGGUAGCUGUUUAGAUUGCUAUUGUAAAGCUAGCCUCGUGGUUUCCUGUCCUUUACUAAUAUUUAACAUGUUUUUCUCAAAGCUUUUUUUUUUUUUUUUACAAAACUCAAAAUAAAAAGAUUAACUGGCUGGGA
This is a messenger RNA of Mesocricetus auratus (golden hamster), 9171 nucleotides long. RefSeq names its product solute carrier family 9 member A7 (gene Slc9a7). The record is from RefSeq and is a predicted model, not a curated record. NCBI's taxonomy places the organism in Eukaryota, Metazoa, Chordata, Mammalia, Rodentia, Cricetidae. The transcript has 17 exons. Gene Ontology annotation, biological process: proton transmembrane transport; sodium ion transport; regulation of pH. Gene Ontology annotation, molecular function: sodium:proton antiporter activity. Gene Ontology annotation, cellular component: membrane; recycling endosome. The coding region runs from base 144 to 2327 and encodes 727 amino acids.